UCGCCUCACUUGGCUGGAAAACUCCGGAGUUGGCUUCUCCUUGGAUUAUCCCACCAUAAGCUUACACGCCGUCUCCCGGGACCUGAGCGCCUACCCGUGGGAGCACCUCUACGUCAUGGUGAACGCCAAGUUCGAAGAGGAGACGAAAGAGGCUCCCGUGGCCGAAGGGGAGGAGGAGGACGACAGCGAUGACGAUUCUGAACCGAUUGCGGAAUUCCGAUUUGUACCGAGCGACAAAUCAGCCUUGGAAGCCAUGUUUGCAGCCAUGUGCGAGUGCCAGGCUCUGCACCCGGACCCGGACGAUGAGGAUUCAGACAACGACUACGAAGGGGAGGAGUACGACGUCGAGGCCCACGAGCUAGAACACGGCGACAUCCCGAGCUUUUACACCUACGAGGAAGGAUUGUCGCAUCUAACGGCGGAAGGUCAGGCCACGCUGGAGAGGUUAGAGGGCAUGUUAGCCCAGUCGGUCAGCAGCCAGUACAACAUGGCCGGGGUGAGGACAGAGGACUCCAUCAGGGAGUAUGAAGACGGGAUGGAAGUGGACGUAGCGCCAGUAGUGGCGGGGCAGUUUGAAGACGCGGAAGUCGAUCACUGA
Molecule: messenger RNA, 598 nt
Organism: Apaloderma vittatum (bar-tailed trogon)
Lineage: Eukaryota; Metazoa; Chordata; Aves; Trogoniformes; Trogonidae
Gene: CLNS1A
Product: chloride channel, nucleotide-sensitive, 1A
Exons: 5
Biological process (GO): chloride transport; cell volume homeostasis; spliceosomal snRNP assembly
Cellular component (GO): pICln-Sm protein complex; methylosome; spliceosomal complex
Source: RefSeq, a predicted model, not a curated record